This is a messenger RNA of Dreissena polymorpha, 7569 nucleotides long. RefSeq names its product serine/threonine-protein kinase 10-like. Gene Ontology annotation, biological process: protein phosphorylation. Lineage: Eukaryota; Metazoa; Mollusca; Bivalvia; Myida; Dreissenidae. The record is from RefSeq and is a predicted model, not a curated record. Gene Ontology annotation, molecular function: protein serine/threonine kinase activity; ATP binding. The coding region runs from base 261 to 4223 and encodes 1320 amino acids. The transcript is spliced from 20 exons.
GUCGGCCACUUUGUACUGCGCAUGCUCGCAGGAAACAAGAUGGAGAAAUUUUCCGCAACAGCAAAUAAGCGAAAGUCCUUGAAUUAUUGUUUCAAAAUUAAUGGAUUUAAGCGUUUUAAAGGCAAAAUUAUGGUAACAUGUAGUCCAUACACUGCUCUUACCAAAUGAGCCGGUUUAUUUUGUGUGUCAACAUGCUUUAUUUGGUUAAACGCGACCCAUAAAGCACAUAAAUAUUGAUAUUUAGAAAUAUUAAAAUCAAAAUGUCAUUUUUGACAAGUUUUAAAAAGCUCUUAGGGCUGGGAGUUGUGGCAAAGAAACGUGGAAUAAGUGAUCGAAACAUUAUCACAGAUAAAGAUCCAAACCACGUUUGGGAACUUGUUGGUGAGCUGGGAGAUGGAGCAUUUGGAAAAGUCUACAAGGCCCAGCACAGGGACAACAAGACCCUGGCAGCCUUGAAGCUGGUGGAGAUCAAGGCGGAGGAUGACCUUGAGGACUUCAUGGUGGAAAUAGACAUUCUCACCAAGUGUAAACACAAAAAUGUUGUGGGCCUGCACGAGACAUAUUACUAUGGAGGCAAGCUAUGGAUGUUCAUAGAGUUCUGUGGCGGAGGAGCGGUGGACAGCAUCAUGGUGGACCUGGAAAAGCCUCUGAACGAGAAGCAGAUCCGCUAUGUUUGUCGUGAGAUGUGUGAGGGGCUCGCCUUCAUACACAGCCAGCACGUCAUACAUAGGGAUCUCAAGGCUGGAAAUGUACUGCUCACCAUGGACGGGUCUGUGAAACUGGCUGAUUUUGGAGUCUCAGCAUUGAAUGACAGAACCUUACAGAAAAGAGACUCCUUUAUUGGCACUCCAUACUGGAUGGCCCCGGAGGUGAUCUUGUGUGAGACUUUGAAGGACACGCCAUACACUCACAAGGCGGACAUCUGGUCCCUGGGGAUCACACUCAUAGAGAUGGCCCAGAUAGAGCCCCCCAAUCACGAGAUGCACCCCAUGAGGGUCCUUAUCAAGAUACAGAAGGCCGAGCCACCCAGCCUCGAUGACAAGAGGAAGUGGUCCAAAAAUUUCUUUGAUUUCCUCCGCCUGUGCCUAGUCAAAGAUCCAGAGCAACGGCCAUCUGCCCCAGAUCUUCUACAGCACCCGUUUGUGAACGGUGUAGACAGAAAAGCCCUGCUGGACCUGAUCUCUGAGUCCAAGGCAGAGGUUGUGGAGACAGUUGAGGAUCUACCUGAGGAAGAGGACCUCAAGAUAUACAAGAGUCAGCUGACAGAGGACUCUGUAGUGUCAGUCUCUGACCUGGACAAGCUGUCCCAGACCAGCCUGGACUCAGAGAAACGAGAUUCCUCUACCCCUGAAAAAACAACAGUGGAACCUUCAGUGCAGGAACAGAGAAGGCGUAGUUCUACUCCUGACAUUGACAAUGACUCCCCUAGAACUAAAGCCGCUAAGAAAGCUGCGCCGGCUCCUCCUUCUAGCAGGGAGGGCACCCCAUUAGAAAAGGAAAAAAGUCCAGGAAAGGAGAAAACUCCAGACAAGGAGAAAACUGCAGAAAAGGAGAAAUCUCCCGUAAAAGAGGAAAGUCCAGAAAAAGAAAAAAGUAUAGAAAAGGCAAAGACGAUUAACGAUUCUGAGGUGGUUGAAAAAGAAAAAGAAAAACAAGCUGUGGAUAUGACAGUGGGAGAGGGUGGGGCAGUGAUUAAGACUGUCACAACUGCUCCCAAGUCUACUACGGAUGAAACUGAGACUCAGGGGGCCAUUCCCCCACCUCCAGGCUUCCUGGAGGAAGACAAGAUAUCAGACGAAGGCAUAGGACAGAGCUCUGAUGAGAAGUCAGAUGCUUCCAGCCAGAUUGAUAGUCCUUCAAAAGUGACAGAAGUUCAGAUUGACAUCACGCCAGUUGCGGGUGACAUCAUCGAUGACAUCAUUGAUGAGGUCAUCAAAAGCACUACCACAGAACCUUCAGUGGCAGGCGUUGUCCUGGACACUAUCGACUCAAUGAUAAAUGACCAAGAUGGCGACAUAGAUACUGGAAGUGCACAAUCUGCAAACGAUUCAAAUGAAAUUGUGUAUUCCAAAGACUCACCGGAUGAUAUCGGUGAUGUGGCCAGGGAAACAAAAGAAAAGGAACCAGUGCCGAAACGUGAGUCAAGUGUGUCAGAACUGAUUAGUAACAUGGAGAAACUGAAAGAGGAGAAAGAAAAAGAGGAGGUAAAAAGACGUAGCGGAAGCCCUCGCAGUAACAGCACUAGUCCCAGAAACAGCAGCCAUGGCCUGAAGGACGGCAGUGUGAGUCUCGCAGACAGGAAACAGCUCUCUGUAGACGAGGAGGAACCAGAACCACCAAAAGUCUCCGUGACAAGCAUCGUAAAGCAGCCCAAGUCGGAGGAACGCAUAAUGGAAAUACAAUCCUUUAAGGUGAAAAUAGACGAAGAUGAUGUGGCAAUGUCGUCGUCCAAUAUCGAUGACAUAAUAACCAUAAAUGGGAAACCGGUGCCAGUAGCAAACACUGUUGUGCUGAAUGGUCACGUGACACAAAUUUCAGACAUGCCAAAGAAAGAUGAUAUGGACCGAUCGCGGAAGAGACGGUCUGAGUCUCCCCGUACAGAGAGUAGUAGAGGGAGCAGUCAAGCGCGAGACUUUGUUCCGCAAACAGACUUGGACACUUUUGAAACAAAACAAAUUGCAAACAAUAUAGAGCCCAGUGAUAUUUCCAAUCCGGACGAUGAUUCUUCUGAUCAGCGUUCUGACACCGGUAGCAUCAAUACGAUGGAUAGCCUUGACAGGGAGGAGCCAAAAGAGUCCCCUCGGCAGCGACCAAAGCCUGGGCAUAUGAAGCCAAGGAACGAACGGAGCAACAAGAGUCAGUACCGCACGAUGACCAAGACUCGAACGUACAUGGUGGACGGUGAGGUGGUGACCAGCCGCACUCAGAGGGUCGUUCUAGCUGGCGAAGAGAACAAGUCUCGCAUGGAACACAUAUCAAGGAAGGCGGACCUUCGUGAGCUGAAACUUCUGCAGAAGAAUGAGAACAAGCAGUACCAGGAUCUCAUCUACAAGACGCAGAUGGCCAGAGAGAUGCAAGAUAAAAAGUUUGAGGCCGACAUGCAGAGCCUGGUUAAGAACUAUGAUCAGGACAUGGAGACUCUUACCAAACAGCAGAAGCAGCAGGUGGAGAAGGCCGAGGCCAGCCAGGCUGGGGACCUCAAACAGUCGGCAAAACGCAUCAAGAUGGACCAGGAGCGGGAUUACAAAACGUUCAAGGAUAAGCAGAAGGAAGACAGGAAGUUGAUGCAGCGUGAGUUUGAUAUGCUGGCCAAGACAGAGAAGAAAGAAGAAGUCCGCAAACGCAAGGAGCACAAGGAGAUACAGCUUAUGGAGGAGGACCGAGAGUUCCAGGCGUCCCAGCAGGAGCGUAUGGACAAACAGAUGAAGCAGCUAACUGAGGCCCACAAACAGAAGAUUGCCAUGCUGGAGAGUCAGUUCCUGCAGCAGAAACAACAGCUACUCAGAGCACGUGAGGCUGCCAUCUGGGAGAUGGAGAAGCAGCAGCUACAUGAGAAACACCAGCUGGCCAAGAGCCAACUCAAGGACAUGUUCUUCCUCAAGAGACACCAGAUGCUCACACGACAUCAGAAGGAGGUGGAGCAGAUGAAGCGCAGCAACCUGUCGAAGGAGGAGGAGACUCAACAGCGCCACCUGCUGGAGAAGAAACGCCUUCCCAAGAUCCUCAAGCAAGAGUCGAAGACACGCUGCCUCAUGUUCAAACAGAGUCUGCGGCUAAGCAUUGCAGGAAACCCAGACGACGAGCGAUCAAAACUGAAACAGUUUGAGGACAAUGAGAAGAAACGUAUGAAGUCCGAGCAGCAGCGACAGGAGAACAAACACAAGAAGCAGUGGGAGGAGCUUGUGUACCGCAAUGAGUCCAGUCUACGGGAGUUGGAGCAGUUACAGGCAGAGAAGAGGAAGAUGUUGAUGGAGCACGAGACUCAGAAGAUCAAGGAGCUGGAUGAACAGUAUGGAAAUGAGUUCAGGGAGUGGAAGGCCAUGCUGGUGCCAAGGAAACAGCGACUGGAAGAUGAAUUCACGAAGCAACGGGAGGAGCAGGAGAGGUUCUAUGGUGCCAUUGUGAUGACUGGGGACAGUACAUACGGUCCCAACACACGCUCCGUGCCUAACAGUCUCAGACACAAACCGGACUCAAUAUCACGGCACAGCACCGUGAUAUAGCCUCCCUUUGUGCUUCUGAUACCCGCGCCUGUUCAUGGGCAACUGGUCCAGAGGCCGAUAAAUGAAAUGCUCACCGCCCAAACACUGUGCUUGCACCAUAAACUGUCUAUUUCAAAACCGAUUGGUAAAGUUCAAAUGCUGAUUUUAUUUUCAGCAAAUAAUGCAAAUGUUGUUGCAUGUUAUGUAUAAUUAUGAGUGUUUAAGGUAAACAUUAACUGUUUUAUUCACUGUUUACAGUUUUUGAGCAACUAUUUUGAUGCCACAGCUUUGUUGAGAGUUCAUUUCAUUAGUUUGAGAAUUUUGGACUGGUGGAACUCCUUUUCUGUGAUUUAUUAAAUGGAUUAAGGUGUACGAACAUUCUGUUUUACAGAUUAGGGAAGGGUAGUAGUGAGUUUGCCAAAAAUGGGCCUAGAUCCUGAACUUGUAUUGUUCAGUAUUUCUGUACUCAAAAAUAGCACUAUGUAGCUAAUCUGUAUCUUUGACACAAACAUAUUGCCAUGAUCAUUUCUAAAUCCUUUCACAGCUUGCCAUCAUUUACCAUGAUGUAGGUGUAUAGGGCUGUUUGAAUUUUACUUCAUUAAUUCUGGUACAUUUACACAUAUUCAUAAUUAUAUCCACUUAUAGAUAAAUUAAAAUUAAUUAUUUGUAAUUAUUUUCACAGAAUGAGAUAGUGAGUGUGGAUGGUCUAAGUAAAGCUUUGAGGUAUUUUAAUGAUCUAAUAUAUUCUUGCUUCAUGUAAUAGCUUAUAAUCAACUACAUGACUUCUGAAUGCUUGUUGCACAUAAUGAUCCUAGUAAACCAGAUGAUUGGCCAGUUGAAUGGUUCACAUAUGAUGUAACAGUUGACUGGUCUACAGAUGAUUUUACCAGUUGAAUAUGCUGGUGAAUAUGACUGGUUUACAGAUGAAAUACCAUUUGUGUGGUUCAUUGAUGAUGUAUAAGUUAACAUGUUCACACAUGAUUUACCAGUUGACUGGUUCACACAUGAUUUACCAGUUGACUGGUUCACAUAUGAUUUACCAGUUUACAUGUCUGGUUCAUUGAUGAUUUACAUGUUCACACAUGAUUUGCCAGUUGAUUGGUUCACACAAGAUUUACCAGUUUACAUGUCUGGUUCAUAGAUGAUUUACCAGUUUACAUGCCUGGUUCAUAGAUGAUUUACCAGUUUACACGUCAGUUUCAUAGAUUAUUUACCAGUUUACAUGGUCACACAUGAUUAAACUGGUUCACACAAAAAUAGCCAUUGAUGGUUUACUGAUAGUUUAAUGUUUCACAUAUGAUUUACCAUUUGAAUGGUUCACAGAUGAUUUACUAUUUGACUUAUUUACAGUUCCAUGGCCUAUAGACUGGUUGACAGUUUAUUUACCAGUUGUCUUAUACAGAAAUUAUUUACCAGUUGAGUUCAAAAGCUUAAUUUAUUUUCCUAUAUAGGUAUAUUGAGAAUCAUAACAUUCCAUAAAAAUGCAGUCUGCAAGUUGAUGAUUUGUACUGCAGUCUGCAAGUUGGUGAUUUGUACUGCAGUCUGCAAGUUGGUGAUUUGUACUGCAGUCUGCAAGUUGGUGAUUUGUACUGCAGGCUGCAAGUUGGUGAUUUGUACUGCAGUCUGCAAGUUGGUGAUUUGUACUGCAGUCUGCAAGUCGGUGACUUUCUGUGGAAGGCUUAUUUAACAGAAAUCUUUAUUGUUUAGAAAUCAAUAAUGCUCCCAGGUUAAGUCUGUAUUUGUAUUUUUUAACAUUUGCAAUAAUUGGCCUAUUUUCCAUUACCCGUUAAUCUUCACAAUACCUUAACAAUGCUCAGUAAAGUGUUGUUAUGUUUUAAAUUUCUUUUAUGUUAUGAUGUUAGUGAAUAAUGUUGGUUUGCAUUUGAGUUCAAAGUGACUGAUUAGUCACUUGCAAGAUGUCUUCUUAGUAAGCAGAGUUUACUUCCAAAUAUAUUAUCAAUAUUAUAUGUCUUUCAGUCAUUUAUGUCUAUGAUGUUAAUUAUAUAUCAAUAAGAUAUUUUAUAUUGUGUGAAUGGACUGAACAAUUAUGAUGUCUAUUUAAUAUUUGAGCCACGCUGUUUGAGAACUGGGUUUAAUUUAUGUAAGACAAGUGUUUUCCCAGAUUGGCCUGUGCAGUCUGCAAUCAGGAACAAACUUUUCCACUUUCAUUGUAUUUUAUGUUUAACCCUUUCCCACUCGUAGGCAAAGUGAAAAUGGCUAUGUGCAAACAGCAUAAAACCAGAACAGCCUGCGAGUAACUCACAAUCUGUUCAGGUUUUAUGCUGUUUGAUCCUCAUCAGUAUUUGAGGGUUGGAAAUGAAACCUUUAAACCUUGAACCUAGUAAAAUGGUCUUUAAUAAAAUAUAACUUCUAAGGGACAAGAAAUUUGUAAAAAUACGAAUUAAGGGUUAAAGGAAGUAUCUUCUUGGCAAAAAUCCAGUAUAUGUGGAAAGUGUCCAGAUUAGCCUGUGCAUACUGUGCAGGCUAAUCUGAGAAAACACUUAACUCCCAUGCAUUGAGCCCCAUUUCCCAGUGAGGCCCAUUUGUAUAAUUACGGAAAUGCACAGAGCAAUAGGCCUAAUAUUUUUUACUAUUCUCUGUUGUUAAGUUUAUUUGUAUUUUAUUUUGUGAUCUUCUGUUAAGGCUAAAUGUAAAAGACAUGUGUGUCAACAUUUUUCUCAAUGAUUGGUUAAAAGAAAUUUUCAACUAAAACAAGCUCAUUAAAAUAUAAAAGGCUGCAUUCAGCUGUGGAAUUUUUUAGAGCAAUAAUAUUUUCUUCGCAUUUUUGUCUAAACAUUAGUUUUCAUGUCAUCUUUUCUUGUGUUAUUUGAGUUUUUGGUUAUUUUUAUAUUCAAAAAGGCAUGUUAACUGUCAACAACUUAUUUGUUUAAGUGUCUUGGCUUGCAUGUAAUUAAUAUUUUAUCACUUAACUUUUUUUAAAUCUAAAAAUAGUUAUGUGCUGAAAUACAAUAGAGACUUCCCUUCAAAAUGAACACUAUUGUAUUUCUGCACGAGAACUUUUAAAAAGUGUACGGUUUUUAUGUUUAUAAAUGUAUGUGUUUAUAGCAAAUUAUUUAUAAUGUAUUAUCAAGUUGUGUUCAAUGUGUCCAUUGUUUGAAAUCGAUUCCAACUUUAUACACAAUUAGUUCAAUAUGCCCUGACAUAGAAUUUUGCCAAAUUUUGACAGCUCUAUGCACUAAUCUAUACAGAUUUCAAAUAACUAUACAACUAUGUGUAUUAUUCUUGGCUCACUGGUUCACUCCUUAAACAUGGGUUAUCAGUUUUCGAGUUAUUAAUGCUGAGUGCUAUUGAAUUGAUAUCAUUUACACAAUUACUAUAUUACUGAACAUUAAAUUUCAAAGGUGUU